Messenger RNA from Closterium sp. NIES-65, 3390 nucleotides. Lineage: Eukaryota; Viridiplantae; Streptophyta; Zygnematophyceae; Desmidiales; Closteriaceae. The record is from the annotation of a GenBank genome assembly.
AUGGCUUCCCCUAGUGUUCUCGCUUUUGACGCUGAGGGUCGAGCCAUUGACUUUGAGGUUUGGGUAGAUGACCUGCAGCUCUUCUUACAGUGCAAUAGGGCAGACGGUCUCUCCCUCUUUGACCUCACCUCUGGCGCCUCUCCUGCCCCGGCUGCUGAUGCUGACCCCACUGUUCGCUCCCAGUGGGCCACGCGCGAUGCUGUUGCACGUCUUGCUGUGCGUCGCCACCUGCCUACCUCUGAGCGCGCGCACUCUAGUCAGUACAAGAGUGCUCACACCUUAUACGACGCUGUAGUUGCGCGGUACUCUUCCCCUGCCACUGCUGCACUGAGCCGCCUCAUGCUACCGUACCUCUUUCCUGACCUUGCUGCCUUUCCCACAGUCGCUGACCUCGUUACGCACCUCCGCACUAGUGACACUCGCUACCGCGCCGCACUUCCUGCUGAGUUCUGCGCCAAGAAUCCCCCCCCCAUGUACAUCACUCUCUACUAUAUAGUCACUUGCCUCCUUGACUCCCUUCGCGUAGUCAGGGACCACUUCCUCUCAGUCUGUCCCACUACUCUCACUGUUGACCUCCUAGAGAAGGCCCUCCCCGCAGCGGAGAAGAGCAUAGUUGCUGUAGGAGCCUCUCGUGGUGACCCUCGCACCCCCAUCUUUGAGGGGUGUUCCCCUUCCCCCCUUUUGCCCUCUGUCGCCUCUGCUGCUGCGGCCGACCUCGUUGGUCUUGAGUCGGUCGGUGCGGCGUCUGCCCCUAGCGGGAGACGCCGCUCUGGCAAGGGCAAGGGGGGCAAGGGCGCGGGUGGGGCUAGCGGGGGUGGUGGAGGUGGCGGUGGGGGCGGCGGGGGGAGUGGGGGUGGCGGUGGGAGUGGUGGCGGGGGUGGAGGUGGCGGUGGCAGCGGCGGAGGCGGAGGCGGCGGUGGCGGUAGCAGUGGGAGCGGAGGCGGCUGUGGCGGCGGAGGUGGAGGCGCCGGUGGUGGAGGAGGUGGAGCUGGUCGGGGUGGUACUUCUCAGCGGAGCGGCUCCGGGAGUGGUCAGCGCCAGCAGCAGCAGCAGCGUUCUCGGGACAUCCCCCUUCCUCAGCAGCUCCGCGUAGCUAUGUUUGAUCUUGACUUUGAUGCUAUCCUUGCUGCCAUGUAUGCUGUGACUAUUAGUGAUGAGGGUGACUGUUACCGGUGUUUCCCGCCCGACCCGGGCAUUGGUACUGCUGCUCUAGGUACUGGUGAGGCUGCUGCUCUAGGUGCCAGUGCGUCCGCGCCCUUAGGUGCUGGUGAGUCUGCGCUCUCAGGUACCACGUCGGCUUCGGCCUCCCUCACCUUCACACUUGACUCAGGGGCUUCUCGCUCCUUCUUUCGAGACCGCACCACACUCACGCCGCUUGGUCGGCCAGUUGCAGUCUCCUUGGCAGACCCCUCUGGGGGUCCUGUCCUCUCUCACUUCUCCACUGUCCUCCCGUGUCCGGCUGCCCCCUCUGGCACCUUGUCUGGUCUUUACCUCCCCUCGUUCUCUACAAACUUGGUGAGUGGUGCUGACCUGCAGGAUACGGGGGUUCACCAGUUCACUCCUGCGAGUCAGCGGGUGACCCACUGCACGGACGCUCGGACAGGCCGACACCUGGCCACGUUUACUCGUCGGCCGGGGUCGAGCCUGUACACCUUGACCACUGAGUCUCCUCCAGUCACUGCGUCUGGUAAGGUAGCUGCGUCGGGUCAGGUGUUUGCUGCAGCGUCCAGGUCUGGUCCUGAGUCUGCCCCCUGCUCGUGUCGCCUCCUGUCUCACGAGACUCUCCUCUGGCACCACCGUCUUGGUCACCCCUCCCUGCCUCGUCUCCGAGGCAUGGCUUCCCGUGUCCUUGUCUCUGGUCUUCCCCGGUCCCUCCCUCCCCUUCCUCCGGGGCCUGGUCCUUCCUGUGUCCCCUGUGUCGAGGGGCGGCUCCGAGCUGCCCCUCACACCUCUCAGUUUCCCCCCACAGAGGCCCCAUUGCAGACGCUUCACAUGGACGUGUGGGGCCCGGCCCGCGUACGUGGAGAGGGUCACGAGCGCUACUUCCUGCUGGUGGUUGACGACUACUCGCGUUACACCACAGUCUUCCCCUUGCGCAGCAAGGGUGAUGUCGCUGAGUUGUUGAUCGACUGGAUCCGCGCAGCUCGUCUCCAGCUCAGGAGGAGCUUCGGCUCGGACUUUCCUGUUCUGCGUCUGCACUCUGACCGAUGCGGAGAGUUCUCCUCUGGCCUUCUGCGAGCCUACUGUCGUGCGCGAGGCAUCCGCCAGACCUUUACGCUCCCGGACUCUCCACACCAAAAUGGGAUUGCUGAGCGCCGCAUUGGCAUGGUCAUGGACGUCGCUCGUACGUCCAUGAUGCAUGCGGCUGCCCCCCAUUUUCUGUGGCCGUUUGCGGUUCGGUACGCGGCGCAUCAGAUCAACCUUCACCCCAGGGUCUCCAGACCGGAGACCUCCCUAGCCUUGCUGUGGACGGGGAAGGUCGGCGAUGCGUCUGCGUUCCGUGUCUGGGGAUCUCGGGCGUUUGUCCGCGACUUGUCUGCGGACAAGCUGUCCCCUCGUGCUGCUCCCUGUGUCUUCCUUGGCUUCCCCCCUAACACCCCUGGGUGGCAGUUCUACCACCCCACCUCUCGUCGUGUCCAGGACGUCACGUUCGAUGAGUCAGUACCCUACUACCGCCUCUUCCCCUACCGCACUCCUUCCCUCCCCCCGCCACCGCACUUCCUUGUGCCAGUCGAGGUUCCUAGUGACUCUGGUACUGCUGCGGGUGCUGAGCCUGGGGGUGCUGACUCUAAGGGUGCUGCGCGCGUGGGUGCUGAGCCUGGGGGUGCUGGGUCUGGGGAUGCUGCGACUAGGGGUGCUGAGCCUGGGGGUGCUGAGCCUGGGGGUGCUACGACUUGGGGUGCUGAUCCUGGGGGUGCUACGACUGGGGGUGCUGAGCCUGAGGGUCCUUCGCCUGGGGGUGCUGCGUCUGGAGCUGCUGAGCCUGGGGGUGCUGAGUCUGGAGCUACUGAGACUGGGGGUGCGGAGCCCGCGGCCGCUGGACCUGCUCGUGUGGCGUCUGGCGGUGCUGGGCCUGCUGGUUCUCCGGGUGCUUCGUCUCGGCGGGAGCCACUCUCUCCACAGGAGAUGCGCGAGUGGUUUGCCCGGCGCUGGAGGCGUACUACUGGAGCUGGUGCUUCUUCGACUGCUGAGGGUGCUGGUGCCGCCGGUCUGGGAGGUGCUAGUCCUGCGAGUGCUACUGGAGUCGGAGCUGCUGAGGGUGUUGGCGCUGAGGCUACUGCUUUCAGUCCUGGCGGCGGUCCUGCUGCCGGUGCUACUGGUGCUGCUGGAGGUACUGGAGCUGGAGGUGUUGUUGACGCAGUCCUCUCUUCCUGUGCUUGCCGACCCUGA